CCUCAUCUCGAUUCGAUCUCCAUGCUUCACAUCACAGGAAGAGCGUAAGCAAGCCUCUUCUCUUCUCCCUUAAGCCUCCACACACUUCGUGCGGUCGGCCAUGUGGUCCUUGGAGCAGCCUGACAACAGCCAUAAGAACAAGAGCAGCACCAACGGAAACAGUAACAGUGGCAACAACAGGGUGCUGUCUUCCUCCUCCUCCUCCUCCAGGUCUUCCCCUUCCUCGAACGCUUCUAUCCUCAUCCCCCAGACACCGAGGAGGAGGACCAUGGAAGAGGUGUGGAAGGACAUCACCCUCAACACCUUCCACCAAGAGAGGCCGAUCACUCCUCUGGACCACCAUAUUUAUCACCAUCACCACCAUGCGAACUCUUCGCCUUCCUUCAAGGGCAUGAUCCUGCAGGACUUUCUGACCGGGCCAUUGAACAGGCCCCUCCCCGUCUCGCAGACUGUCGUCGAGCAGCUGCCACUGCCACUGCCACCUCAUCCGUCUUCUGCCCUUCCCGAGACAGCCCUCAGCUUGAACUCCGGGUUGGAGUUCCAGUACCUGGGACCUGACGCCGCCAAUUCCCACUCCAAUUCUAGCUCCAGUGGCCACAACGCCUCCUUCAUCUCCUCCGCGUUCUCCUCUGUCGCCGUCGGUCCACCAUCGCCCACCGGUCUCUUCUCACUGUGCUCCAAGAAGCGGUUGCAAGAAAACCCCGCCAUCGGCGUCGAUCGUCACCACAAGCGAAUGAUCAAGAACCGGGAGUCUGCAGCCCGAUCACGCGCAAGGAAACAGGCAUGGAAUCUCGUACAUCCUCUUGACGGUUUAAACAGUUCAGCUGAAGCCAUCGAUCUUUUCGUGUAAGAAACUACGUUCUGGUUGCAGGCGUAUACCAAUGAGCUAGAGCUGGAGGUCUCCCAUCUGAAGGAGGAGAACUCCAAGCUGAAGAAGCAAUACGAGGAGCUGCGUUCGGCAAUCGGAAACCCACUGCCCAAAAGAAAUCCACUACGGAGGAGCACAACUGCACCAUUUUGAGAAAUGAGCCGGAGAAGGGGAACAUUUAGCUGCAGCAUAGAAUCCUCUUCCACACUCAUUCGACCGUUUCCAUCGUUGUUGUAUAUAUGCAUCUUGUUCUCCCCCUUGGCUUUUUCCUGAAACGAGAUAGUAUGAGCAGCAUUAUCCCAGUGCCUGUGCAGAAAUGGUAAAUGCCUCUUUGGACA
This is a messenger RNA of Musa acuminata AAA Group (dessert banana), 1206 nucleotides long. RefSeq names its product bZIP transcription factor 27-like. NCBI's taxonomy places the organism in Eukaryota, Viridiplantae, Streptophyta, Magnoliopsida, Zingiberales, Musaceae. Gene Ontology annotation, molecular function: DNA-binding transcription factor activity. The record is from RefSeq and is a predicted model, not a curated record. Bases 101 to 850 code for a protein of 249 amino acids. Gene Ontology annotation, biological process: positive regulation of DNA-templated transcription. The transcript has 2 exons. Gene Ontology annotation, cellular component: nucleus.